Hydatigera taeniaeformis is the source of this 621-nucleotide messenger RNA. NCBI's taxonomy places the organism in Eukaryota, Metazoa, Platyhelminthes, Cestoda, Cyclophyllidea, Taeniidae. The record is from the annotation of a GenBank genome assembly.
AUGGCAUCUAGUCGCAAGAAGAUACUUCUUAAAGUUAUAAUACUCGGCGAUAGUGGUGUUGGGAAAACUUCGCUGAUGAAUCAGUAUGUUACUCAGCGUUUUAGCAACCAGUACAAAGCUACUAUAGGCGCUGAUUUCCUUACUAAAGAGACAAUGGUCGAUGAUCGUGUUGUUACUUUACAAAUUUGGGACACUGCUGGUCAGGAACGCUUCCAGUCUCUUGGUGUAGCUUUUUAUCGUGGAGCUGAUUGUUGCGUACUUGUCUACGAUGUCACUAUGCCCAAUACUUUCAAAACUUUAGACUCGUGGCGAGAUGAGUUCUUGAUUCAGGCUAGUCCUCGGGACCCUGAGAAUUUUCCAUUUAUCUUAAUUGGUAAUAAAAUUGAUCUUCCCAACAGGGCUAUAACUGAAAGACGAGCACAGCAGUGGUGUCAAGCGAAAGGAAAUAUUCCUUACUUCGAAUGCAGUGCUAAGGAAACGACCAACGUGAAACAGGCCUUCCAGGAAGUGGCCCGUGUUGCUCUUGCGCAGGAAACGGAGCCUGACACAGUAAACGAUUGUCCUGAAGAGAUUCAUCUUGGGGCUCCAAGGAACAGUCGCAAUAGCGAAUGCAGCUGUUGA